Marmota monax (woodchuck) is the source of this 1772-nucleotide messenger RNA. It is a transcript of the gene Sbk3, whose product is annotated as SH3 domain binding kinase family member 3. The record is from RefSeq and is a predicted model, not a curated record. Gene Ontology annotation, biological process: protein phosphorylation. The transcript has 4 exons. Bases 437 to 1648 code for a protein of 403 amino acids. Gene Ontology annotation, molecular function: protein serine/threonine kinase activity; ATP binding. NCBI's taxonomy places the organism in Eukaryota, Metazoa, Chordata, Mammalia, Rodentia, Sciuridae.
GAGUCUCCCGAGAGGGCAGAGGAGGGAGCCGAGGGCAGAGUGGGCGCAGCAGGAGACCUGGUGGCCAACAGGGCAGAGUGUGGACGAAGGCAGAGGGCUGGGGCAGAGGCAGUGAGGGAGGCGACUCCAGAGACCCCGGAGUGUCAGGGGGAGCCGAGGGACCCCGAGAGUGACAGAGAGAGGAGGGGAGAGGGAGGGAGGGCUGUUCACGGGAAGGAGAGACUGCCAGGGGACCCGAGGAGUGGAGGCUGGGAGGGAGCCAAGGAAAGAGACUGGACCACGCGAGGGUGACAGGAAGAGGGAGCCGCCAGGAGACCUCAGGCACACGGGGGGCCGGCGAGGACCCAGGGGCGGGCACCAGGUGCUGGUCGCCCUCUGGGGAGUGCAGACAGGGGUGUCUGUCUGCCCAGGUCAGCCAUCACCAGGCGGCCCCGAGAUGGAGCUCAGGGCCCCUGAGACCCCCGUGGAUGGGGACCCAGAGGAGGACACGGCUGCAGCUCUCCAGCGGCUGGUGGAGCUGACCGCUACUAGGGUGACCCCAGUGAGAAGCCUGCGUGUCCAGUAUCGCCUCAUCCGAAAGCUGGGCUCCGGCUCCUACGGCCGGGUGCUGCUUGCCCAGUCUCGGCAAGGGGGACCUGCGGUGGCUCUCAAGCUCCUCCGUCGGGACUCCGUCCUGAGAGCCACUUUCCUGAGGGAGUUCUGCGUGGGGCGCUGCGUGUCCUCCCACCCCGGCCUGCUGCAGACCCUGGGCGGGCCCCUGCAGACGCCUCGGUUUUUCGCCUUCGCCCAGGAGUACGCUCCCUGCGGGGAUCUCAGCAGGAUGCUGCAGGAAAAGGGCCUCCCGGAGCUGAUGGUGAAGCGGGUGGUGGCCCAGCUGGCUGGGGCCCUGGACUUCCUCCACGGCCGUGGGCUGGUGCACGCAGACGUCAAGCCGGACAACGUGCUGGUCUUCGAUCCUCUCUGCAGCCGCGUGGCCCUAGGCGACCUGGGUCUGACCCGGCCAGAGGGCAGCCCAACCCCGGCCCCACCAGUGCCCCUACCCACUGCGCCUCCUGAACUGUGCCUCCUGCUGCCACCCGACACCCUGCCCCUGCGGCCAUCUGUGGACUCGUGGGCCCUGGGGGUGCUUCUCUUCUGUGCUGCCACUGCUUGUUUCCCCUGGGAUGUGGCACUGGCUCCUGACCCUGAGUUUGAAGCCUUUGCCGGCUGGAUGACCACCAGGCCCCAGCCCCCUCGGCCACCAGCACCUUGGGACCAGUUUGCACCCCCAGCUCUGACCUUGCUCCAGGGCCUUCUGGACCUGGACCCCGAUACCAGGAGCCCCCCGCUGGCUGUUCUGGACGUCCUGGGCGAUGGCUGGGGGUUGGAGGGGGAUGCAGAGGGACCCAGAGACCUGGGGAGGCUGUCCUCUGAGGAGGUGGCAGAAGGGGAGGAGGGAGGGUCAAGCCUGGAGGAGUGCACAGACCAGGAGGAGGAGGGAGGCAGAGUCGGCAGAGGCAUGGGGACAGAUGGGGAGCUCCCCGACCAGGCGACUGAGGCAGGUGGCCCAACCUGGGCCAAAGGCCCCCCCCUGUGCCCAUGGCCACCUGGAAGGCAAGACAGCUGCUCGGGGGAGGACAGAAGAGAAACACAUUGCACCUUCCCCUAGUGAAGGCCAGUCCCCAUCCCAAUGGGGGACCAGGGUCCAGGCCAGUCCCCACCCGAACGGAGGACCAGGGUCCAGGCCAGUCCCCACCCGAACGGAGGACCAGGGUCCAGGCCAGCCUCCUCCC